Molecule: messenger RNA, 4243 nt
Organism: Seriola aureovittata
Lineage: Eukaryota; Metazoa; Chordata; Actinopteri; Carangiformes; Carangidae
Gene: hnrnpcb
Product: heterogeneous nuclear ribonucleoprotein C
Exons: 9
Coding region: 2431-3372 (313 amino acids)
Cellular component (GO): nucleus
Molecular function (GO): RNA binding
Source: RefSeq, a predicted model, not a curated record
AUUUCAUAUCCACUGGUUUCAAGGUGAUACAAUCAGCCUGCAGAGCCCUAAGCGGAUCGUUACCCUCUCAAGUAAAAACAGCGUUGACUUUUACUCAUUUUUAGUAGUAAGCUCCUGGUGAGUAUUUUUAACCGAGAGAUUUUUUUCUUAUUUUUUUUUAAAUUUUUUUCCAGACUUUCAACCGUCUUUGGGACUUUUUGUUUUUAUUUUUAAUGCAUUUUUCCUGGCUGGUAUUCCUGAGACUGUGUUGGUUUUAUAGUGGCGUACAUUUUGUGAUGGCAGUAUGAGCUGCGCAGAAACUAGUUUUAAGUAGCUUCCACAGCAAGAUUUUUGCCUUUAUUUUUCGAAUAAGACAUUUUAAAACCUCCAUUUUUCAGGGCUGCUGUGUUACCUUAUUGUUUAUCUGAUUGUGGUCGUAUUUUCGCGGAGAGAAAGAUGGAAGACUAUUCCAGUCUUUUCUGGACAGUGUUCAAAACGGGUCUCCCUUUUUCUGGAAAUAUGUUUUUAAAACGCUUUUUAUUCCCCUCCUGUGUUUUGCCCCCACCUGUAACUUGAUUUGCAGUGGUUGACAUUGACUCUUAAGACUUGUUUUUCCUGUUUUCUCUGUGAUUUUGGCAGUGCUGAGACAGUAUAUUUUCUGCAGCAAAUCUCUGAGGAAUGAUGUAAUUUUUCAGGCAAGAUGUUUUUCCCCAAGGAGAAGUGGGUGCGUUUUUUACGGAACAUUAACACAACGGUGUUUUGAUGUACUGUGCAGUCAUGUACCUGGGAAUUCUGUAGCAUUGGUUCGACAUAACUUGUGCAUUUAGUAAUUCUGGUAUAAUCAUUAAAGUUUAUUUGCAUAUUGAGAAACCUAUUCAUUCAGUAGCAGUUUAUUCUGCAUUGUGGAGCUGCUUAGACCCGGGAGGAGGGCCUACAGAGGGGCCUGCAAUGAGCUGUAGUCAGGCCAACACCUCAAAAUUGCUCUGAUCCUUUCUUGAAUUUUAGUGCUUUCUGACUGAUCAGUUGUAUUCAUGUCUGUAAAAAGCUCCUAAUCUAAUCUGCCACAAAGUUUUCAGUGGGAAGGCAGGGUAGACUUCCAGUUGAUGAUGGCCCCCCCAAACUGUAAGUUCCCUGUUUUACCCCCUACUGUACCUCCCCCCCCCCACACACACCUCUGUGUGGUAAACCCUACACCGUCCUCUGGAAGUGUUGAAGUGUCCUUGAGCAGGAGUCCCUCCAGGCUCCAGGGGCGCUGUUCUGCAGCCGACCCUUUACUCUGGCCUGUCACAAGGAGGGCAGGCAGGAGGAAAGAGUGGGCUGGCCACCUAUUCCCCCAGACUGAUGCUCUGCUGUGCACUGACACCAAUGUCUGAUAGUCUUCUGCUUAUACUGUUUAAUUUCAGUUUUCAUAUCUGUAGAGGUCAGAGACAAAUAAGCAGGUAGAGGUUUAUAGACAAACUCUUGAUACUUACAUCCAUUCCAUUUGUUCCUCUUGCUUAACUAUUUGAAUGGGUAUUCGAGCCCCUAGCAGUGCUAUACAAUAUCAACUGAGCUGGCAAAAGACACGGCAUUAGUGGUUUCAUUUUUAAAAGUAAAACCAAAUUUGUAGUUUAAAUAUCAAUAACUAAAUAAUCAAAUAGUAAUAACUAUCAGUUCUAGCAUUAGAGGUAAAACAAACCAGUACAAGAAUAGUAUGAUACAAUGUGACCACCAACCGUUAAUUAUUCAUUUAGUUUUAAGUGUUUGUUCCCCGAAACACUUAUAACUUCAGUGUUGAAAACAUUCUUAUUUAUUAACUUUUACUUUUUUUGAAUCGGUUGGGCCAAACAAAAAACGAUUUCAUUUUAUUUCAUCAGUUUGUAAAUUCAAUUUCAAACAAUUUUUCUAUUCUUUUACUGUUUGAGUUGAAAAUGAAUAAACAUUUUAGCGAUGUGAAGUAGACCCUGCCAAAAUAAGAUCUGACCUAUAACUCGAUACUUAGCAGUGAUUUCUUAGAGAGCAGGUCAUAGUGGGAGUGUGCUAGGGGAUUUAUAAUUGGGAAGUCUUUCGUUUUUUUUACUUAGUUUUCAUACUUUGCCCUCCCAGUUCCUCCCCUGCUUGUUGUAAUAACAGUCCUAGUUCAUUUUAGAAGGGUUUCUUUUCUAAUAUUACCUUUUUGUUUCCCCCUGUUUAGUUUUUGAAGCCACUUUUUUGAACAGCGGCAAAUCGUUUUUAUUUUUAUUUUUAUUUUUUUUUUUUAUGGCCACCUCCAAUUUUUGAAACAUUUUAUCUACCACCUCCUGACCUGCAGCCACUCCCCCCAACUUUUAAGCAGCUCUUGGGUUCCCCCAGAAACCCAAGUGUGUCUCCCCACAGUCACUGACUCCAUCUCUCAUAGUUCCUCGACGACCCUCUUCUCUCCAACAGAGUCAGACAGGCAGGCAGAGCUCCACCGACCCGAGUACAGACACAAUGGAUUGGUCGUCGUCCUCCACCUCCAGCCUGAUGGCCAGCAGCAACGUGACCAACAAGACCGACCCCCGCUCCCUCAACUCCCGCGUCUUCAUCGGCAACCUCAACACCCUGCUGGUCACCAAGGCCGACGUGGAGGCCAUCUUCUCCAAGUACGGCAAGAUCGUCGGCUGCUCCGUCCACAAGGGCUACGCCUUUGUGCAGUACGCCAAUGAGAGGAACGCCCGGGCCGCCGUGGCCAGCGAGGACGGCCGCAUGAUCGUGGGACAGGUCCUAGGUGAGGUGGAGGGGGUUAUGGAUAUCAACCUGGCAGGAGAGCCGAAGCCUCACAGAUCCAAGACUGUGAAGCGUUCGGCGGGAGACAUGUACAGUUCGUCUUUCGAUUUGGACUAUGACUUUCAAAGAGAUUACUAUGAUAGGAUGUACUCCUACCAGUCCCGGGUGCCUCCUCCUCCUCCGCCGCUGUCCCGCGCCGUCAUCCCCUCAAAGCGCCCCAGGGUCAGUCUGAGCGGCGGAGGGAGCCGACGAACCAAAGCCAGCUUCUCCUCCUCCUCCAAAAGCAGCCAGAGGAACUCACGUACGAUGAAGGUAGACGAUCUGCAGACCAUCAAGAGAGAGCUCACACAGAUCAAACACAAGGUGGACUACCUGCUGGAGAGCUUGGAGCGCAUGGAGAAGGACCACGGCAAGAAGUCCGACAUGAAGAGCUCCAAACCAGAGCCCGGUGAAGUGUCCCCGCUCCACUCAUCUACCUCCAGCAAGAAGGAGGACAGCCUGAAACGGGACAGAGAGAGCCAGGAGCUGAACGACUCCGAGGACGAGGGAGAUCUGCUGGAGGACGAAAAUGAGAUGAAAAGCAGAGGGAGACACGAGGAUGAGGAGGAAGGCGAGCAGGAGGAAGGAGAGGACGACGGUGAUAGCGCCAACGGAGACGAGUCAUAAACACUACACAGGCAGGCUGACACACAUGCACAAAACUAUUGUGUGUGAUUGUGUUUCCACAUCAGACUUGUACACAAUGGUCAAUGUGCUCAUAUCUGCUGAAUUGACUGGACAUUUAUAUACAGUGUAUUGUAGACAUUUCCCUCUGUCACAUAGAUUCACAAAAUCAUAACUAUGUCAAGUUGUUUCCGGAUUUAGUAAAUAACUUUUCUUUACUUUUUUUCUUCUGUUUUAUUUUAUUUGAAUUUUAACAUUUAACAUUUUCUGACACUGGAUAAAAACAAAAUGUGUUACAUUUAGACAAAAUGUCAGUUCAGUUAACCUGUUUUACAUUUCCAGUAUAAACAAAUUGAAGGAAUGUGAACCAAGCCCGUAUCAUUUAUUGAUUUUAGAUUAGUGUGUUGAAUUGUUACCAAAAACUGAACAAACUAUUAUUUGGCAGAAGCUGAUAUUUAAACAAAACUGGAAAAAAAAAAUUUGCUCAGGUGCAACGGUUUGAUCAAAGCUCAGUCUUGAAAAAAAUGUCAAAUAUAUUCCCGAUCCAGCUGCUGUACAGCUGCCUCCUAACCAGCAGAUGGCAGUGUGUCAUAGAGAGAACAUAAUAACUUACUUCUGUCCUUCACAGAAAAUCCUCACCCUCUGCUUGUCAGAUAACACGAGCAUGUUGAAAAUACCAUGUCGGACUGCGCAAAUGCUCCGACAAAAACCCUCAUUACUCUGAAAAUACUUUUGUCUGUUGCAGAGGUGUUACGACCUUAAUCGACCUUGACUUGUGUAAUGCAGUGCUACUCCAUGUUUGUCUGUUUCUGUUGAUGUUCUGUUUGUCAUUCAGCUGCACUGGUGAAAGUGAAUAAACAUAUUUUCCAAGUUG